Messenger RNA from Cladophialophora yegresii CBS 114405, 1146 nucleotides. RefSeq names its product 5-methyltetrahydropteroyltriglutamate-homocysteine methyltransferase. Gene Ontology annotation, molecular function: zinc ion binding; 5-methyltetrahydropteroyltriglutamate-homocysteine S-methyltransferase activity. NCBI's taxonomy places the organism in Eukaryota, Fungi, Ascomycota, Eurotiomycetes, Chaetothyriales, Herpotrichiellaceae. The transcript is spliced from 2 exons. Bases 1 to 1146 code for a protein of 381 amino acids. The record is from RefSeq and is a predicted model, not a curated record.
AUGCCCCUCCCCACAGGCGUGUACCGCGCCGACCAAGUCGGGUCGCUCCUCCGCCCGCAAGAAAUCCUGGCACUCCGCGAAAAGAUUGCCAAAGGGGAAGCCUCGAUCUCGGACCUCCGGCCGCUCGAGGACAAAUACAUCGCCGACGUGGUGCGCAAGCAGCUGGACGCCGGGCUGAGGGCCAUCACGGACGGCGAGUUCCGCCGGGGCUUUUUCCACCUGGACUUUCUACAGCACCUGGACGGGAUCGAAGUCCGCGGCCAGCUCAUGAGCACAAACACCUCCAAGGGCGGCUUCCAACCGCCAACGCUCGUGGUGACGGGCAAACUGGGCCAUCCCAAGGCCAUCCAGGUCGACGACUUUAGGUUCCUCGAACGCCAGAUCCAGGAAGCCGGCGGCGCGGGCAAGGCCACGACCAAAGUCGCGAUCCCGAGUCCCACGAUGGUGCAUUUCCGUGGAGGGCGCCAGACGAUCGACCUCGACGCGUAUCCCUCCAUGGACGACUUCUUUGACGACCUCGCGCGCGUGUACCAGGAGGAGGUUGCAGACUUGUACGCCGCGGGCUGUCGGUUCCUGCAGCUCGACGAUACCAAUCUCGCGUACCUGUGCGAUCCGAAGAUGCGGACCGAGGCCGAGGCCCGGCAUGGGAGCGACGCGCGUCAGAUCGCAAGCCAGUAUGCCAGUUUGAUCAAUCGCGCGAUUGAGAAACGGCCGGCCGAUAUGACGGUGGGGAUUCACCUGUGUAGAGGCAAUCAUCGGAGCCAGUGGUUCGCUCAGGGCGGCUACGAACCCGUCGCCGAGGUGCUUUUCCGCGAUCUCAACGUCGACGUCUACUUUCUCGAAUACGACGACGCGCGGUCCGGCGACUUUUCCCCACUCCGGCACUUGCCGGAGGACAAGGUCGUGGUCCUGGGCGUGCUGACGAGCAAAAAGGGCGACCUGGACGACAAGGACGCCAUCACCCAGCGGCUCAACGAGGCCGCGAAGUACUGCAAGAAGGGGCUGGAUCAGCUGUGCGUGAGUCAUCAGUGUGGGUUCAGCAGUACGAUGGAGGGCAACGAGUUGAGCGAGGAGCAGCAGUGGGCGAAGCUCCGGUUGGAGGUCGAGAUUGCGAAGAAGGUCUGGGGGGAUGAUUUGUCGAAAUAG